Messenger RNA from Encephalitozoon romaleae SJ-2008, 444 nucleotides. Its product is annotated as nucleoside diphosphatase kinase A. Gene Ontology annotation, molecular function: nucleoside diphosphate kinase activity. Bases 1 to 444 code for a protein of 147 amino acids. NCBI's taxonomy places the organism in Eukaryota, Fungi, Microsporidia, Unikaryonidae. The record is from RefSeq and is a predicted model, not a curated record. Gene Ontology annotation, biological process: CTP biosynthetic process; GTP biosynthetic process; UTP biosynthetic process. The transcript has a single exon.
AUGGAAAGAACAUUUAUAAUGAUCAAGCCUGAUGGAAUAAAGCGAAGGCUAAUUUCCAGAAUAAUCCAAAGAUUUGAAGAGAAGGGGCUAUAUCUAGCGGCUUCUAAAUGUGUAAUUCCGAAGAGAGAUGUUUUGGAACAACACUAUUCUCAUUUGUCCAGUAAGCCUUUCUUUAAUGAAAUAGUAGAGAGUAUGAUGUCUGGAAUGGUUUUGGCAAUGGUGUGGGUUGGAAAAAAUGCAGUAUCAACGGGUAGAAAGUUAAUCGGGGAAACAGAUCCUCAGGCUGCUUCCAUUGGAACCAUUCGAGGAGAUUAUGGAAUUACAGUAGGAAAAAAUAUUAUUCAUGGGUCGGACACUGUCGAAAAUGCAGAGAGAGAAAUCAAGCUCUGGAUUGGGGAUGAUGUCCAGCCUGUUUCUUUCUUUGAUGAAGCCUGGAUUUAUUAA